CCUCCUGGGCCUUUGGGAUAGAUUACCAAGUUUGGGCAAACACUCACUGACUCAUCUGCAGUGAAUGAGGAACAAGUAAGCUCAUUGAAGGUUUCGGUUUCAUUUCACGAGGGCGUUUGAUUAAAGCAUCUCCACCAAGCAGACAUUGAGAUGAUGAGAUAUAAAACAGUGAUAAGAUUCCUCUUUAGCACUGGGAUCUUUUUUCAAGCCUGCGAAUCAGACGUGAGUUGCAGGAAUGACGAUGGAGUCGAGGUCGACUGGUACAUCUUAUACAAGUUGCCCAACAUGAACGACGGUGGUCUGUCAUAUCUGUACAUGGAUGAGAGCACCAAUGGUUGGAUACGCAGCAAAGAGAAUAUCAACAGCAACUCUGGCACCCUGGCCCACACCCUGAAACCUCUUCUCGACUUCUACGACAGAAAGACGGCAGGAUUUGGAUAUCUGCUCUACAAUGAUCAGCCUCCACGACUAACGGCUUCUGCAUCAUUUGGACACAGUAAAGGAGUCGUAAUGUUGGGCAGACGAACUGGAGUCUGGCUCUCUCACAGUACACCAAGAUUUCCAAGAUAUCACAGGAAAGACUUCUGGCCCCCAAGUGGAAACGCUAAUGCUCAAACGUUUAUAUGUGUCACUUACUCCUAUGCUUCAUUCAAACAAAUAGGACUGCAGCUCCAAUACAUCCACCCUUAUUCAUUCGACCAUUACAUAUCUACAACCUUUCCACCUGAGCUGCGCUGUGUGGCACGGAGAACCUGCUACCCAAAGAGGAAGCCCUGGUUUAGACUCAUGACGCUGACGUCGGUGAAAGGACAGAGGUUCACCAGCUUUGCAAAAUACACACGAUUUUGGGAUGAUAUCUACUCUGGCUUCAUUGUAAAUCACUUGAAGCAGGAUCUGUACGUCAAGAGCUGGGGAAAGAUGCGUCGCCCUCUGCCUUCUAACUGCAGCAUCCCUCACAAUGUGAACAAUGUGUACAAUGUGAAGAAGGUACAACUUCCCGGCACGCAGACCUUCAGCGACACUGUCGAUCACUCCAAGUGGAGCGUGACUGCUGACAUUCGCUGGACCUGCAUCGCCGACAUGAACAGGGAGAUGAGUCAGAUGGGCAGAGGUGGAGGAGCCAUAUGCAUCAAUGAUGCUGUGAUAGGUGACGCUUUCUAUUCACUGAUUAAAGAGUCUGAGCGAUGUGACCGUAAACGUCCACGUGGUCCGUAAAGAGAGCUUUAAGGGCACAACCCUAUGAACCUUUUCUCUUUUUUUUUUAAAUCAGGAAACUGAAGUGACUUAUCCAGAAAUUGGUCAGGUUGUACUAUAUACAUUUUUGAAGCUAUACCCAAUUUUUUUUUAGUGUAUGAUCAACUCUGUCUUUUAUUUUCUGCUGGGUUUAUUUCUACAAAUCAAAGACUGCAUCGCUAUUAUUUUAAACCAUGUUUUAAGAAGUUUAAGAAGAAAUAAUGUGUUUUAAUAGCUUGAUUACAUUUAUUUUAACAUAUAUAUCCUUAUUGCCUAUCAUUUAUAUGUUCUAAUCAUUACAUAAAGCUCAAGAUAUAAAAAAAAGACCUUUGGUCGCAAGGUUAGAUAAACCUGAAGAAGAAAUUCUGUCAAAUUGUUGUAUGUGUUUUAUUUCCUUUAAACAAUAUUUGGGUGUAUUUCGUUUUGUUCUGUUAUAUUUAGAAUUUGUCUGUUUUCAAAUUGUAUUUCAACUUCAAAUCAUUCAGACCAAAUUUGUAUUGAGCAUUUGUUGGGUUGUUGUGUUUGUUUUCAAUUUGGUUGGACUUUAUUUUUGAGUGUACCAUGUGUUUUGCUUUUGUGCUUCAUAUAGUCAGGAAAUUUAAAGUAAUACAAGUUAAAUAAUAAUCAUUUUAAUAAAAAUUUAAACAAUAGUUA
This is a messenger RNA of Pleuronectes platessa (European plaice), 1887 nucleotides long. RefSeq names its product deoxyribonuclease-2-alpha. The transcript is spliced from 7 exons. Lineage: Eukaryota; Metazoa; Chordata; Actinopteri; Pleuronectiformes; Pleuronectidae. The record is from RefSeq and is a predicted model, not a curated record. Bases 151 to 1215 code for a protein of 354 amino acids. Gene Ontology annotation, biological process: apoptotic DNA fragmentation. Gene Ontology annotation, molecular function: deoxyribonuclease II activity.